CAGCAGUUGCAGGCACAGCUUAGGCGAAAUGUACUAUGGAUCUUGCAGGAGGAAGAGCAAGAGGGACUGGGGAUCGGAUUCGGCCGAAGACGCUCAGCCAAGGGUCGCUUCAUCUGCUGCCGUGUGAUGAAAAGAAGCAUCAAUCCGGCGUGUGCCUGUAGCGUCACGGGUGAGGCUAUAUAUGCCUCUUUUUAAGCGUGGCUUGUCCCCCAUCUCAGCGUGUUUGCUGCAGGCUUGUCCCGAGAACUUUGGCAUGUGGUUUAUUUUUUUUGAGCGCCGAGUGCCUGCUGGGUGUGCAAAAGCAUUCAAGAGGCAGCGAUUGAUUUUUCAAUGUGCUUGUCUGUCAGGAGGCCUGCGUAUUUAUGGAAACCGACGCGUUCUGUGAGAGCGUGCUCGGAACAUGGAAGCUCGCUCGCUUAUUUCAGAGCAACCCCAGGGAGGCGGCUUCCAGGUGUCGUCCCCGCAAGAUGGGAUUGUCCCAACAGCUUGUGGCCCAGCAAAGGUUGCAGUGAUGGGGUUUAGCAGCCAAGAAAAGGCUGACGGGGUUUAGCGUAAUCUCAUUAGCAGGUUGUCUGGUGCUUCCAAGGUCUUAACUUGCCUCUGUUGAAGUUUCCGGCGUAAUUUGCUGCUGUUUGCAAGAGAAAACAGGAUGCCGGACAGUGAGGGGCAAGUCCAUCUCCCGGUCUUGUAGAGCAGUUGGAUUGUAGAUGCAUCUUUUAUUGUUUGCAGGGGGAGUUAUAUGCGCCUUUGGAGUUACUAAAUGGGUGACUUUUAAAACAUAAUUUAUCAAUUGCUGCUAAUGCAACAGGAGGGAGGGCUUUUUUGUCUGUGGAGCACUCCAGGCCAGCUCACGCCAGAUUUGUCAUCUUUUCAGUGCCAGGUUAAGACGGCCCUCUUCUCCGAGGCCUUUAAAGAUUUCCUUGGCUUAUCACUCAUUCCGAGUGUUUUGCCAAGUAAUUUUCGCUACUGUCUCUUCUGGUGCUGUAAACUUUUCAAUGUGUUUUUCUGAUUUUAUGACAUUUUAAUUGUGUUCUUGAAUUGUUUGCUUCUGUUGUGCGAUGUAUACCACCCAGAGGGCUUUGGCUGUGGGGUGGAAUAGAAAGGAAAUAAUGAUUCUAUCACGGAGUGAUUGGGAAGCAGAGUUGCUGUAGCGACUGAAGGUGGACAACUGAAGAUGGCUGCAUGCGCCCCAGGAGGGUCUUCACCACCGGCAUCCUGGGGGCCUGAAAGUGAACCUCUGCCCCACGGAGCCCUUGUCACCUGGGCCCUGAGCAUCUAGUUAACACGCUGCACCUCCCAAGACUGACUCUUCUGGGCACACGGCCGUUUCGCACUCGCGUGCAGUGCGGGUCUUGUCUUUUCAGCCCCUCGGGUGGGGGGCCUGGAGAUGCAGGCGCUGCUCCCAAUGGCAGAACGAGGGGGAAAGAUGCAGCUCAGGGCCCUGCGUGCCGACAGCCCAUGCUCUGUGCCACAGAAAUGUCAAAUGGCGUCAUGCACGGAAGGAAAUCCCAUAUUGCACAUCGCUGCCUUGCUUUGCAGAGAGCCGGUGUGCUUAGGGGUGCUGGAUCCGGGUUCGAGUCCCCGCUCGGCCAUGGAGCCAAGUGGGUGGUUUUGGGUCAGUCACAGAGUCUCAUCCUGACCUACCUCUCAGGGUUGUUGUGAGGAUAAGAGUGAGAGCGGGAGGAGGAACGUUGUGUAAGAUGGUCUUGAAUUCUUUGAAAGGAGAAAAGGCAGGAUAGACACUUAAUAAACAAAUUCAGAAGCUGGAAAAGUUCACUAAUGGGAGCAUGGUGCUAAAAUAUGAUUUAAAUAGCAUUAAUGAGGAAUCUGAAGUCCAGAUAACGUACAGAUUUGCGUUUCUGAACUCAGUUGAACAUGGCCCAGAGGAACUGUGGGCUGAAACCAGAAAUGUUAUGAGGGAAGAAUGCUAAAAUGUUAUUGUUUUAAUGUAUUUUGUAUUUGAUGUUGUAAGCCACGAUUUCUGUAGUGAUGAUGAUGGGGUGGGGGGGCGCUCAUCUUCAUUUUGCCUGAUGCUGGAGGCAGACUGGGAGUCUCUGCAACUCUUUAAAAAAAAUUCUUAACAUAUACAGAUACUUAGAAGAAAAUGUGGAACAGAAAGAACUAAUAUAAACAGAACAAACUAAGAUAAACAAAGUGAGCAAAGUCGCCAAGCGAAUUUUAAACAAAUGCAGUCUAUACAUUAACUCUCCCCUUUGCAACUUUUAAAGUAGUUGGAAUCGAUGGCCAUCAGUACUGCAUCCUGUGGCAGUGAGUUCCAAAGUUGAAUUACAAGCUGUGUGAGGAAGGACUUCCUUUCAUCUGUCCUGAACUGAAAUGUUGGGGUGACUCUGGGUUCCAAUAUUUUUUUAUAUGAUGUAUAAAACUGUAUCCAAUAAUCCCAACUGGGAUUCUCUAGGUGGUGUACAUCCGUCAACAAUGUAAUACAAAAUUAUGCAAUACAUAGCAAUUAAAAUAGUUUAAAAACUAUUAAAACAUAAAAAAUACCAAAACACUUCCACAUUAAUAUUUUAUACAAAUUUAACCACCGUCCGGGUAGUGAUUGACUCAAUAAAGGAAUUAGUUCAUUUGAACAAUCCACAGAUUUUGAAAUUAUUGGAAUAUUGCUCAAUUAUUAAAAUAUCAAGCAAGCAGAGCGGUUUCAGCCUGGCGCUGAAACGAUUGUAAGGAAGGUGCCAGGCGAGCUUCUCUGGGGAGCCGGUUCUGAAAAUAGGGUCCAGCCACCGAGAAGGCCCAUCUUCUGUUCUCCAUCCCUUUCGUCUCCUUUGGGGUUGGCACUUCAACUGAACAACCGGGUAGGUACAGGUGGGAGAAGGCAGCCCUUCAGGUCAAUAGUCCUUCAGUAUAUGAAAAGAGGGGGAAACAAUUUCCUUGGUCACUUUCUCUGCACCACCCGUAGCUUCCUCUUCCUCUUCCUCUCUUGUCUCCCCACCUCGCUGCUGUUUGAAGCAAAAUCAUUCCAGACGUUGGAGGAGCCACUGAGGAUUUGACCUGCCCUUACUGCACUUCUCCAGCUCAUCAUUCUUUUUUUUAAGUGCACUGGCCGGAAUUGUGUGCCGCACUCCAACUGGGCAGUUUAAUUCCUUUUCUCUAAUUAUACCUACCAUGGAAUUUGCCCUUUUCGCAUUUGUCUGGGUUGGCGUUUUGAUUAAGCCGUCCAGAAGAACCCUAAGGUCUCUUUUUGGGUGGGUGGCUUCAGGCUCAGAUCUCAUCAGCACGGCCGUGGAAGUGCCCAGUUGCUUUGUACUGGGCCACACUGGCCAUUUUUAUGCCUUUUCUUCCCCUUUGGAGAGAUUUGACUUACGGAGCAUGUGAAUAAGCAUGACUCAGGGAGUCCGUUCUUUGUGUUUUCUGUGUGAGUCACUGUUCCACGCAUGACUUCCACCUGAAUGAAGUCUUCCACUUCUCCGCCUCAGCGAGCAAUCAGAACAGUCGCUCCCUGUGAAGGGAUGGAGAAGGACCACCUGCUCUUCUCAGAGUCUGAUUCAAAGGCCAGAACUGCAACUCAUGCAGAGAUGCAGCAACGCCUCUUCGGUGGGUGCAUCAUCUUGGAGGUGCGGUAGGGUACAUUUUUCAUUUUGACAUACAUCUUGAGACUUGUCGUGUGGGCGGGUGAGCAUAUCCUUGCAUUUCUCGACUGUUCAGGGAAAAUUCAUGUUGAUUUGGGUUUUUUUUAACAUGAUCAAGAGGAGACUUUUAGGUUGCUAAGCUGGAAGAGGCAACAUUUUGCUGACACUGAUUGGAUAGGCCUUGCUUAAAGAGUGAGCAAACUCGAGGCUGGUAUCAUUAAAGCUUGCCAGUGAUUCAUUAGAUGACAAUACUGGCUCUGAACUGUAUUUUUUCACCUUCCACACCAAAUAUUAAUUGCAUGGCUUUGAGCUUAAUGCAUAAAUAAGAAAAAUAAACAGAAAGCCUGCAUUAGAAAACCUUUCUAAUUCUGUUGCAAUAACAAAAUGUUUGCCAGACUGUGACACACCCUGAGCGAUGGGGAAAGGAAUAACACAGCCCGUCUUUUUAGCAAAUGCGGGUCUGUAUGGAGAACCCUCCCCCAUCUUGAGCCAAUACUGUGGUUUGGACUGGAAAUCUGGCAAAUACAUUGCAUCAGUGGAAAAACAUUUUGCAGUCGCUUCGGCCUGGUAUGUUUAAAGGGUUCAGGACUCUCUUAAUGAAAAGGGGCAUGCGUGCGCACUUUGAAAAGGCUUUGCCUCCUGCAGCAGAGAGUUCGUAGGAAAAUACAACAUGAGCUCAUUUGCUGAUUGAAUCGGACGCUGCAAUGUGACUUAGAGCAGGACUGGGUCAUGUGCUGGAAGUCUGAUAUCUCCGCUCCUCUGACCUCGUGGACUGGCUUCAUCAUCGCUGGAACUGGGCCCGGGGUUAUGGAGAGGGCUCCCCUUUGUCCGGUGUGUCUGUGUCUGUGUUUGCUUGUGCUCCGAGGGCAGGAGGCCGUGGUGGCUGUUUCCCGUAGCCCCGGCUGUCCCUGCCCUGCCACGUUGGCACAGGCGUGCCCAAGGCCCGAUGGACUUCUGAGCACUUGCCGCUGACACGCCAGGAAGAGCAUGGUGAAGCACCAACCUCUGCAGUACUACGAGCCGCAGUUGUGUUUGUCAUGCCUGACGGGGAUUUACGGGUGCCGCUGGAAACGAUACCAGCGGUCACAUGAUGACACCACAAAGUGGGAACGCCUCUGGUUCUUAAUCCUCGCUUUUUCUUUCUUCCUGACCCUGAUCUGGUUUUAUUUCUGGUGGGAAGUGCACAACGACUACAAUGAAAUCAACUGGUUUUUAUACAAUCGAAUGGGAUACUGGAGUGACUGGUCCAUUCCAGUCCUGGUGACGACAGCGGCCGGGUUCACAUACGUCACGGCAUUACUGAUCUUAGCAUUAUGUCACAUAGCGGUCGGACAGCAAAUGAACCUGCACUGGAUUCACAAGAUUGGGUUGAUAACAACCUUAAUAUCGACCGUUGUGACGAUGUGUUCUGUGGCCCAGCUGUGGGACGAUGAGUGGGACAUGGUAGUCCUCUCACUACAGGCAACCGCUCCUUUCCUGCAUCUCGGAGCCCUUGUAGCCGUCACGGCCCUGUCCUGGUUGGUCUCCGGGCAGUUUGCACGAGCUGAAAGAACCACUCCCCAGAUGCUGAUGUUCGGGGCCUACUUCGCCAUCGUCCUUGCGCUUUACCUGGUCCCGCUCACCAUCUACUCGCCUUGCAUAAUGGAGAAGGAGGACCUGGGACCCAAACCGGCCAUUAUCGGUCACCGUGGCGCGCCCAUGAUGGCACCUGAAAACACUCUUAUGUCCUUCCAGAAGGCGGUGGAACAGAAGGUCUACGGCGUGCAGGCAGAUGUGGUGAUAAGUUACGACGGGGUGCCUUUCCUCAUGCAUGACAAGACACUGAGGAGGACCACCAACGUGGAGGACGUGUUUCCGGAGCUGGCCUACGAGCAUCCCUCCAGGUUCAACUGGUCCGAACUGGAGAGCCUCAAUGCCGGCGAGUGGUUCUUGAAGUACGAUCCCUUCUGGACGGCCGAUUCCCUCUCCAAGCCGGACUUCGUAAAAGCGGCGAACCAGUCGGUGUGCAAGCUGGCCGACAUGCUGGAGGUGGUGCGGGGCAACGCCACCGUCCUCCUGAACCUCCAGGACUUGCCCCCGGAUCAUCCGUACCACGGCGCUUCCGUCAACGUCACCCUGGAAACACUCCUCACGUCGGGCAUCCCUCAGCAGGCUGUGAUGUGGCUGCCCAGCGCGGAGCGGAGGCUGGUUCAGGAGGUGGCCCCGGGCUUCCAGCAGACCUCCAGCAUCAAGGGGGAUGCCCAGCAGCUGCGGGACGGAGGCUUCCGGAAGCUCAACCUGCGCUACACCAAGGUCUCCAGCGAUGAAAUCAGGGCGUACGCAGCGGCCAACCUGAGCGUCAACCUGUACGUGGUGAACGAGCCCUGGCUGUACUCGGUCCUGUGGUGCAGCGGCGUCCAGUCCGUCACCUCCGACAGCGCCCACCUGCUGCGCGCGCUGUCCUCCCCGCUCUGGCUGAUGCCUCCGGAUGAGUACUAUCUGAUCUGGAUUAUAGCUGAUAUAAUCUCGUUCAUCGUCAUCACAGGCGUGUUUAUAUUCCAGAACUAUCACAUAAUCAGGUGGCGCCUGGGAAGCAUCCGCACCUACAACCCCGAGCAGAUUAUGCUCAGUGCAGCCGUGCGCCGGUCCAGCCGAGAUGUGAACAUCAUGAAAGAGAAGCUCAUCUUUUCGGAAAUCAGCGGCGGGGUGGAAGGCACGGACGAACUCUCCCUCUGUUCCGAAAACGGCUACGCCAAUGAGAUCGUCACGCCCAUGGACCACCGAGAAGUGAAGCUUCGCAUCAACUGAGCGGGCAGACACGGGGGGGGGCUCCAUAACCCCCCCCUUCUCUACUCGUGUGCAACAGCUCUUCCAUGAGCAGCUCGGGACUGAACUCCUUUUACUAAACCAUAAAGACACUGACUCUGUAAGGGUGGCCGGGUGCCUCUCCAGAAACUGAAGCUGGACUGGGUUUCUUUAUUGUUUUGUAAAUAUCCCCCCCUUUGUGGCCCUUUUCUUGCCUGGUGUUGGGAGGGGGCAGGAUUGGCCACGUCCGCGAGGAGAAAGCUGGUGGCCGCUGGGCUGGGCCAUCUGCCGGGCGACCCGGCGAAGAGAGACGCCCCACCGACGGCCCCCUCCCCUCCCCCCCCUCGUGCAGCGAUUGUUAGCUGAACUUAUUUAAAUAUGUAUGUUGUGA
This is a messenger RNA of Varanus komodoensis (Komodo dragon), 6762 nucleotides long. It is a transcript of the gene GDPD5, whose product is annotated as glycerophosphodiester phosphodiesterase domain containing 5. Lineage: Eukaryota; Metazoa; Chordata; Lepidosauria; Squamata; Varanidae. The transcript is spliced from 17 exons. Gene Ontology annotation, biological process: positive regulation of neuron differentiation; lipid metabolic process. Gene Ontology annotation, cellular component: plasma membrane. Gene Ontology annotation, molecular function: glycerophosphodiester phosphodiesterase activity. Bases 4575 to 6374 code for a protein of 599 amino acids. The record is from RefSeq and is a predicted model, not a curated record.